Messenger RNA from Rhincodon typus (whale shark), 400 nucleotides. RefSeq names its product gonadotropin-releasing hormone 2 (gene gnrh2). Lineage: Eukaryota; Metazoa; Chordata; Chondrichthyes; Orectolobiformes; Rhincodontidae. The record is from RefSeq and is a predicted model, not a curated record. The transcript has 4 exons. Gene Ontology annotation, molecular function: hormone activity. Bases 114 to 374 code for a protein of 86 amino acids. Gene Ontology annotation, biological process: multicellular organism development. Gene Ontology annotation, cellular component: extracellular region.
GAGAGAGCUGAGUAAACUCCGACCAGUCUACUGAAAGAAAGCAAGCAAGCAAUAAUCUCAAGCUUCUGACAGUUACGCAAAUCAGAUAUAGGAGGCUCAUCCACAGCAACAUAAUGGCUUUCCAGAGAAACCUGCAUUUCCUGGUAUUCCUGCUGCUGAUUGUUAACACUGAGUUUUCCACAGCCCAACACUGGUCCCAUGGUUGGUAUCCAGGAGGGAAGAGAGAAGUGAGUCUAUCUCAAUCUCCAGAUGCUUCAGAAGAAAUCAAGUUAUGUCAAGGUGAGGGUUGCCUGUUGCUGCGAAGUCCACGUAGAGGGAUCAUAAGGAGCAUUGUGAUGGAUAUGUUGGUGCAACAGAUUCAGAAGAAGAAAUGAAGUCUGCCUUGUUUUCAGAUUGCCCC